AUGGUAAUUGGAGCAUGGAUUUUCCAAGCGCUUGAAGGGCACCAUUUGAAGGAUAUGAAAGCAGCUGAAUUAAAUAGAAUCGACGUAAGCGUGGAAAAAUACAUGGAUCGAAUUUGGGACUUGGCUCAUUCAGAGAAAUAUCGGGAGAUUGAUAGUUCAAAACUUAGAGAUGCAUUCAUACAAGAUAGUAAGGAGCAAUUUGAUAAAUACGUUGAUACUGUAUUUGCUGCUCAUCGUAAAUACCGUCAUGGAUACGAUACAGAUGCUCCUAGCUGGGAUUUUAUUACAUCAUUUUUCUUUACUGCGACAAUGUUGACAUCUAUAGGCUACGGUUAUGUUGCACCAUCAACAUUCCAGGGACGCUUGUUCGGAGUCAUUUAUUGUUUGAUUGGCAUUCCAUUAACCUUAGUAACAGUAGCUAAUAUUGCCAAGUUCAUAUCUGAGUGCGCUUUUUUAAUCCAUUACGAAUGCUGGAAGAUGUGGGUAACAUGGAAAGAUCGCCGAAAAGGAUUUACUCUUAAUGAACUUCGACCUAUUUUUUGCGACAACGAAACAGAACAAGAACUUUUAGAAAAAGUGAAAUUAAUUCGUUUUCCACCAGUAAUAGUAUUUUUAUUUGUAUUUUUUUAUGGACUUUUUGGUUCAUAUAUCAUUCAAAAAAAGGAACACUGGACAUAUAUGGAAUCAAUGUAUUUCACUUUUAUUAGCAUUCUAACUGUUGGUUUCGGAGAUUAUCGUCCAGCACCUCAAAACAUGUUAAUAGUACUAUGUGUAAUUAUGGGUGGAAUAAUUUUGACAACAAUGUGCAUGGAUGUAGUUGGCAGGAUGUACCUGAAAGAGAUUCAUUAUCUUGGACGAAAAAUUAAGACAAAUAAUCCAUUUUUUUUAAUUCGUGAAGCAAAAGCAAGAAGACGACGUCAAGCAACUGCGAGUAUACUUCUUGAAUUAGCCAAAGGUAUGAUAUUUGCGCAUCGUAAUAGUUCUGAUGGCAUGGCAGGAAAACACAGAACACGUGAGAGGUAUCGAAAACGCGGAUCACGCCAAUUACCUGAUGGUAAAUUCAUGUUCGCUCGUUUACCACCAGAUCCACCUCGAGAAUGUCAAGUCGUCUCUACAUCUGCGUAUUCGGUACGACUUGCUUGGGCACCUGCAUUUUCAGCUGAUGACAAAGUUACCUACAAUAUACGCUAUCGGAUCAAACAUCAAGAAAAUAGCAAAAUGCGUGAAUUACGUGGUAUUCAAGGUCAUUCAGCAGAAAUAAUGAGUGUUGAUUCAUGUUCUUUGUAUGAAUUUCGGAUUACUGCUGUUUCACGCUACGGUGAAAGUAAACCAAUUUAUUUAGUGCAGUAUACAGAACCUCAACUCAGCCCACAACACAUACUUGCUCGAAGAUUAAAUGCAAAUACCAUUGAACUUUCCUGGGAACCACCAUACAAAAGAACAAGAGAUGUAACAAGUUAUGUAGUUUAUUACACUGAAAGACCAGACGCUCAUUUUUCCGCUUGGGAACGAAUUACAGUACACUCACAAAAAGUUGUUUUUCCUGAUCUACGUUACGAUUGGUUUUAUAUGUUUUGUGCUAUGGCGUGUUUUAAAGAUGGUCAACGCUCUCCGUUAUCUCGAGCAUUAUUUGUGAAAACAGAUAAACUUGAAUUUCGGCCUAAAUGUGUUGGACAAUCACAUACUAUCGAGGUGAUGGACACAAUCUGCUCACAAGAUGAACUCAAUGAAAAAGUGCCUUUACUGCCUCGUGAUUUUAUAUCAUUUCAGAACUGA
Molecule: messenger RNA, 1776 nt
Organism: Thelazia callipaeda (thelaziosis nematode)
Lineage: Eukaryota; Metazoa; Nematoda; Chromadorea; Rhabditida; Thelaziidae
Source: the annotation of a GenBank genome assembly